This is a messenger RNA of Enterobius vermicularis (human pinworm), 3918 nucleotides long. The record is from the annotation of a GenBank genome assembly. Lineage: Eukaryota; Metazoa; Nematoda; Chromadorea; Rhabditida; Oxyuridae.
AUGGAGGAGGCUCUUGAAGAAAGUUUCGCAUGUGACUGUAUAGUUGGAAAGCUUUGCGAAGCACUUCCUGGCACACCGGGGUUGAGAGCUGGCGUGAUCCCGUACAGUGGCGUGUACGAUACGCAAGAUCAAGCUCGUAAACAAGGCUACUGGAUUCCUGGUGUGCCAGUUAAAGCGAGAAUUACGAAAGUUGAACGCGACACAAAAUUCUCAUUAACAUUACAUUUGAUAAAUGCUUACCUGUAUACAGUUGAAUUGGAACAUGGCGCUUUCAAGUGGAGUGUUGUCAAACGGAAUAAGGAUUUUACACUUUUACAAGCUCGACUUUUCAGCCAUCGCGCAGCUGAACGAAUAAGAGCACCCGUUAGAAGAAUUCGGCACAGGAAAACCUGGGCUCAAGAAGCUCUGGACGAUGCGUUGGAAUCCGUCGGUGUUGAUAUCAUUCCUGACCGAAGGGGUGAAGGCUCUUAUCAAAGUCGACGACGUUCUCAUCGAAAAGCUAGCAAUACGAGUAAAGCGAGGGAGGAACUUGAUGUAGGUGUUGAAGGAGAUUCUCUUCAUAUUCUAAAACGAGCUAAGGAAUUUGACGACAUUGAAAUGGUUAGAUCAGCAAUGAGCGCAGCUGCGAAGCAAGCAAAGAAUUCAGAAUCAAACGUUCCCGGUGAUACGACAUCAAACCAGCUUUCUGUAAUACCUGAAAUUGGUGUUCCUGGAAAAAGUUUAGAGGAGGAAAUUCCAACAAGCAGGCCAUUGAAGAAAUCUAACAGUGCUCGCGGUCAUCACUUGCCGACUUUAAGGAUAGUCCCUGAUUCCAUAGCUGACCGGAAAUCCAGAAAAACUUUGGCUCGGUUCAUUUCCUGCUUUCCUCAUACGUUUUUAAUAAACUUAAAACUCAGUACUCUUUUUAAUUUUUUUGAUCAGUUGAUUUUGAAUAUAUUUAAGGACGAGCUGGAAGCUUGGUUGCAAGCGGUUCUUCACAUCCCCGUUAAUAGGAAUCACCAUGAGACUGCUGAAUUUCUUGAAGUUUCAAGAUUUUCUUUUGUUAAUGAAUUGGGCGGCAAAUAUGCAGAGGGCAUGGUUAAAAAACGUCCCGGAGGUAAUCGUGUUUUUAUCGGUUGUAAACAGUUCUGUGUUAGGCAUCUGGUCCCUUGGUCUAGGCGUUGGUUAAUUUUGAAGGAUACUUUUGUAUGUUAUAUGGAUCCCGGUAGUGAAGUGCUUAGAUUUGUUUUGCUUUUUGACAAUGACUUCGAAGUCUCAGCAGGAUCUGAUGAAACUGAAGGAAUACCCAGUGGCCUGGUUAUAACAAAUCAGCAACAUAAACUUGCUCUUAAAUGUGCUACACCUUUGGAUGCAUUCAAGUGGAAAACGGCUAUAUAUGAUUCGAUUAAUGGAGUAGGAAGUAUUUGGAAAGCACAGCAUCCAUAUGCUUCGUCUUUUCCGGUUCGUAAAUCUCAGUCUGUGCAGUGGUUUGUGGACGGUAGAGAGUAUAUGGAACAUGCUGCAAACAUGAUGGAAUUAGCUCGUGAAGAAAUUUUUAUUGCAGAUUGGUGGCUCUCACCAGAAAUUUAUAUGAAAAGGCCGCUUACUGAGGGGAACCGUUGGAGAUUAGAUGAAAUAUUGAAAAGGAAAGCAAAUCAGGGGGUUCGAAUAUUUAUUUUAUUAUAUAAGGAAAUGGAGAUGGCUCUUGGCAUUAAUAGCGUCUACUCGAAAAAAACUCUUCAAGGCCUCCAUCCAAACAUCAAGGUUUUACGUCACCCAGAUCAUUAUCUAGCUUCGGGCACUUUUUUUUGGGCACAUCAUGAAAAGUUAUUAAUUGUUGACCAGCUUAUAGCCUUUGUUGGAGGAGUAGAUUUGUGCUAUGGGCGAUGGGAUGACUGCAGGCAUAAGUUGGUAGAUUUAGGUUCGGUGAAGUACAGCGGUACUCAUGUUUUGACUGCUACGAAUGAUUUUUCUGUGACACAUGGUCUUCGGGCUCUUGCAAUGGCUUCGUCAACAUUUUCUCCUAUUGGCUUGGAAGACCAUGAGGAAGUUACACCGAAAGAAUCUGAAUCAUCAAAAAGCCCCCUUGGAAGUCCUAAGGGGAAAACCUCAGCUGUAAAAAAGCGGCAAAGUAUCAUUAAUAUGAUUACACGGCGAAACAAGACUACUUUGCCGAAACGUCAGAAGUCAGUGGUGGGAGACGUGUCGGAGCCUGCUAAUGCUGAAACGUCUACUCCGUCCCAUCGUUUGAAAUUCUCGGCGGCGAUGAAGCGCUCGCUUUCAGCAAUGCAGCGGUCAUCUCACCCUGGUGGACCUCCAAUAGAAAUGGUUUCAGUAAAUGCAGAAAAGAUGGAUAUACACGACGCACUUAACAAAUAUAAGGAGUAUGUGGAAAGUGGGAAAGCUGAAAAGGACAAGCGUAGAGCAGAAAAGAAAUCACCACCAGUUCAUCGGCGGAGUAUGUUUGUUAGGGUCGCUCGUACUUUAUUGCCUUCUGCCAGGAAACAUCUGUGGAAAAAGAUACAAGAAGAGGCCGGUCAGUACGAUAUAAGUUAUAUGGAGCUGCGUGAUCAAGAUGAAAAAAUUAGGGAGAUGGAAGUUGAGGGAGCGUCGAAACUUUGGGUGGGGAAAGACUACGUGAAUUUUAUAUAUAAAGAUUUCGUCGAGCUUGAUAUGCCUUUUCACGACUUUAUCGAUCGUAGUGUUACUCCUCGGAUGCCAUGGCACGAUAUUCACGCAGUGACUUAUGGAAGUAGUGCUCGUGAUCUUGCAAGGCACUUUAUUCAAAGGUGGAAUGCGACUAAGACAGAAAAAGCAAAAGACUUGAAAGAUUGUCCCUUCAUAUUACCAAAGUGUUACGACACUAUUAAAGUUCCCCGAGUACUUGCAAAUAUCAGCGAACAUGCAGACGUCCAAGUUUUACGCUCGGUGUCAAGGUGGUCGGCAUUAAUUAAUCGUACUGAGGAAAGCAUCCAGCAGGGUUACUUAUCGCUUAUAAUGAAUGCCCGUCAUUACAUCUAUAUUGAGAACCAGUUCUUUGUUUCUAUGAUCGGUGGGGAUGAUGUGCAUAAUGAAAUUUGUAAAGUGUUAUGUGAGCGCAUUAUAAAGGCAUAUAAGAACCAGGAAAAGUUUAAAGUAUAUAUCUUGCUGCCUCUUCUUCCUGGCUUUGAAGGAGACGUUGGAGCUCCAGGUGGUUCUGCUUUGCAAGCAGUUUUACACUGGACGUUUCUUUCUUUGUGUCGUGGCCCAAAUUCCUUACUAGGAAAUUUGCGAAAAGUGAUACCUGAACCUAUGGACUACAUACAUGUGGCUUCCUUGAGGACAUAUGACUUACUCUGUGGUAAAUUGGUAUCGGAGCUUAUUUAUAUUCACUGUAAGCUAAUGAUUGUGGAUGACAAUGCUGUUAUAAUUGGUUCGGCAAACAUUAAUGAUCGCUCACAAACUGGUAACCGUGACUCAGAGGUUUGUAUUAUGGUGAGAGACUGUGAAUUCGUGGAGUCAAAAAUGGAUGGUAAACCUUACCAAGCCGGAAAGUUUGCUAGCAAUCUACGCAAACAUUUAAUGAUGGAACACCUUUGUAUGUUACCAGAACAACCGAGGAGGAACACUUUAACUGACCCUCCAAAAAUUGACUUUGAAGAUCCUAUAAUUGACUCAUUUUUUUUCGACACGUGGGGUGCAAUAGCUAAAAAGAAUACUAAAAUUUAUGAAGAAGUAUUUCAUGUUUACCCAACUGACCUUGCUGAAACUUUCGAAGAUCUAAAAGCAUUCACAACAAAACUUUCAAUGGCGGAGGCAACACCUCAGUUGGCUGAAGAGAAGCUUAGGGGCCUGGUCGGCAAUCUGGUUGAAUUUCCUAUGAAGUUCUUGCGUAAAGUGAACUUGGCACCAAGUAUUGCUUCGAAGGAGGGCCUUGUGCCGACGUCCGUUUUCACUUGA